AUGGAAAAGGGUGCACAAAAACCACGACGGCCGAAUUUUACUCAGCAAGAUUGCCUCCUCCUUGCUCAGGUCAUGGGGGAAGAACAUCCUGGACUGAAGAUGUCUUUCAACAGUGUUGUAAAACAUCGAUUUACAAAUGGAAUUACCAGUCAGACCAAGAAAACUUGCUGGAAAAUGAUCCAGGCCAAGUUCAAUGCGUCUGGAUCUGAGCAACGAGAUGCAGACCACUUGGAAAAAAAGUGGGACAAUCUGUGCGCGCUGCACAGGUCCAUCUAUGCUGACCACCAAAGGUCACUGGCCAUGACAGGGAUGGGACCAGUGCCUUCAAAAUACAGCCUCAUCACAGAGGCUGUGAUGGAUGUUGUUGGCAGGAGUACUGCCUCUGUUGUUGGAGCCGCAACUAUGGCUACUGACAGCACCUUCAACAUGCUUAUCAGUCAAGGAACAGAGGUUGUCACAGAGGUAAACCAUUCCCCCACGGCCUCUUUGGCGCAAGCAAGGGACUCUUCAAGUAUUGAACAACCAGUGUUCAUAGUUCUAGCCCCUGCCCUGACACCAUCUCAAGGCCCUGUAAAGAGAAAGAACUGUUGCUGUGAUUGCCACACUGAGGUGUAG
Messenger RNA from Mya arenaria, 615 nucleotides. RefSeq lists its product as uncharacterized. Lineage: Eukaryota; Metazoa; Mollusca; Bivalvia; Myida; Myidae. The transcript has 6 exons. Bases 1 to 615 code for a protein of 204 amino acids. The record is from RefSeq and is a predicted model, not a curated record. Gene Ontology annotation, cellular component: nucleus.